AUGCCGACCGCAAAACCAAACUCAGAGGUCAAAUUCUACCAUCUCAGCACUGGCGUCACGAUUUCAAGCCCCUCACGAAACACGCCAUUGCCAGUCCAUGGAAAGUCUAGAAAAAAGACCAAGGGACCCGAGCUCGUCCUUCUGGUGACAUGGAUGGCUGCGCAGCCUCAACAAGUUGCACGAUACUCUUCGGUUUACCGCGCCCGUUAUCCGAAUGCAACCAUCAUCCACAUCUCGUGCACCGUCCUUGACAUGGUUCUAUUCCCCGCUAGCAGGAAACGCAGAGACCUCGGCCCUGUGGUGGACAUUAUCCAGGCUCUAUCAGAGGAGGAUGCACCAGAUGCAAGCGAUAUCUCCGACAUUCCGGACAAAAGCAAAAAGAGGCAGCCCCGAAUCCUCCUUCACCUCUUUUCAGGCGCAGGGGCCUAUGCCUCUUCUCAAUUGGCGCGCGCUUACAACGAAAAGUCCAAGACCUAUCUCCCGAUUGACGCGAUGGUUCUUGACUCUACCCCUGGGGCGGGCUCAUACACACGCCGCUUACAAGCAAUCAAGUCUUCUAUGAGUUGUGCACCGGAGAUGGUUCAGAUGAUCGGGGGGCUCUUUGCACAUUUGUUUCUCAUUUGCAUGUGGAUUGUUCAGUGGUUCGGCGUGGGGGAUAUGAUCACGCGGGCACGUCAGGACUUGAACAAUGGGACUUUGAUUGACAAUCGUGCACCGAGGGUCUACAUGUAUUCGAAGGAGGAUACCAUGGUCCGAUCAGAGGAUAUCGAAGCUCACGCUUUUGAGAUGCAAUUGAAUGGUGGACAGGUUCAAAAGGAAUUGUUUCAUGGAACUGGGCAUGUGGCACACGUGGAUUCUUUUGGCAAAAGAUAUUGGAAAGCAGUUGAUAAGGCUUGGAAGCAAUUGGAAAAGCGAACUCCUUGA
Uncinocarpus reesii 1704 is the source of this 924-nucleotide messenger RNA. RefSeq lists its product as uncharacterized. The coding region runs from base 1 to 924 and encodes 307 amino acids. The transcript has a single exon. Lineage: Eukaryota; Fungi; Ascomycota; Eurotiomycetes; Onygenales; Onygenaceae. The record is from RefSeq and is a predicted model, not a curated record.